AUGGCCGAGGCGGCUCUUUAUGGGAGUCUCUGUAGGGCGGAGUUAACGCUGGAUUUUUUGCAUGCAAACUCCACAACACACGACUUCGUUUUUGGAGCAAUAGCUGAAUUGAUUGACAAUUCACGAGAUGCUGGUGCCACAAGACUUGACAUUUAUACUGUGAAAAAUGAUAACCUGCGGGGAGGAUUUAUCCUGUGCUUUCUAGAUGAUGGAUGUGGCAUGUCCCCUUAUGAAGCUACAGAUAUUGUAUAUUUUGGAAGAUCUUCUAAGAGAAAAGACCCUAAAAUGAUUGGACGUUAUGGCAAUGGACUGAAAUCAGGAUCAAUGCGUAUAGGGAAUGACUUGAUAUUAUUUACCAAAAAAGAGAAUACAAUGACGUGUCUUCUUUUCUCUCAGACGUUCUGUGAAACAGAAGGUCUCAGUGAGGUCAUAGUGCCAAUUCUUUCAUGGUCAAGUGACACAAAGACUCCAGUAAUAGAUGAUCCUGAGAAAUUUCCUACACAAUUGUCCAUAAUUUGCAAAUAUUCUCCUUUUAAUAAUGAAGAUGAAUUGAUGAAGCAGUUUAAUGCCAUUUAUGGAAAAACAGGAACUCUGCUUGUGAUAUACAAUCUGAAACUCGCAUUGAAUGGGGAGCCAGAACUAGAUAUUCUAACAGAUGAGAAGGAUAUAUUGACUGAUAGGAUCCCAGAGAACUAUCCAGAAGAAAAAUCACUAAGAUCUUAUACAGCUAUAUUGUAUCUCAAUCCACGAAUGAGGAUAUUCAUUCAAGCUGAGAAAGUCAAAACCAAGCAUUUGCUUUUCUGUUUUUACAGGCCGAGGAUGUAUCCAUAUAUAUCAUCUUCAUUCAAACAAAUUGCCACUCAGGAAUUACAGAAGGCACAAAUGGAACUGAAGGCUGCCGAAAAUGCUGUGACUGAAGUAAAAGGCAGACUAAAACAACCUUCCUUGUCUGAAGAUAGUGAGGUAUUGAAUCAGGAAUAA
Messenger RNA from Thamnophis sirtalis, 981 nucleotides. It is a transcript of the gene MORC1, whose product is annotated as MORC family CW-type zinc finger 1. Lineage: Eukaryota; Metazoa; Chordata; Lepidosauria; Squamata; Natricidae. Gene Ontology annotation, molecular function: zinc ion binding. Gene Ontology annotation, cellular component: nucleus. The record is from RefSeq and is a predicted model, not a curated record.